AUGUCAGAUAGCGGCUGGAAUACUAUUGACUCGGAUGCAGGUGUGUUCACGGAACUUGUUCAAAAAUUAGGAGUUCGUAACAUUGAGAUCAACGAUUUAUACUCCAUUGAUUCUGAGUCUCUUCGAGAACUCCAACCUAUAUACGGUAUAAUUUUCCUUUUCAAAUACGGCAGUCUAGAUCGAGAACAUGCACAAUCGAAUCAGCCCAUUACUGGUCAGUACGACCCGCUGUAUUUGGAUAAACUGAUAUUCUUUGCCAAUCAAACUAUUCAAAAUGCAUGUGCUACGCAGGCCGUACUUAACAUCUUAUUCAAUUUACUGGAAAAAGAUGGUGUGCAAUUGGGUGAGGAGCUUUCCAACUUCAAGAACUUUGUUCAGGGUUUUGAUGGCGAGAUGAUUGGAGAAACCAUUUCAAACAGUGACUUGAUACGAUCUGUGCACAAUUCAUUCCUGACACCAAGUUUAUUGUCAAUAGACCGCAAGGAUCAAAAUAAUGUGGACGAAAAAGACGACGGAUUAUUUCAUUUUGUUGGUUAUACUUUUAGAAAUGGCCAGAUUUAUGAAUUGGAUGGGUUGAAACAAUAUCCCAUUACCCAUGGUAAUGCUGGAGAAUGCAAAACUCAAGAUGAUUUUAUUGAUAAAAUACCGGGCAUAAUUCAGGAGAGGAUAGCCAAGUACGAUUCAAAUGAGUUGAGGUUCUCGUUGCUUGCCGUGACUAAUGAUAAAUUAGAGGAAGCCAAACUGAGACUGGAUGAGUUUGGAAUCACUCAACAGUUGCACAAGAGAGAAGUUUGGCAUAAGGAGAAUGAACUGAGGAAAAUGGAUUAUACUGGCUUGAUUGUGCAGUUGAUCAAGAACAUUAGCAAUGAAAAAAGCGAUUCUGAAUGGGAAGAGAUGUUGACAAAAGGUAGAAACAAGACACAAGAGAUGAUUGCGGCAUCCUUGAGGAAGAAAUAG
Messenger RNA from Lodderomyces elongisporus, 957 nucleotides. RefSeq names its product Yuh2p (gene YUH2). Gene Ontology annotation, biological process: ubiquitin-dependent protein catabolic process; protein deubiquitination. Gene Ontology annotation, molecular function: cysteine-type deubiquitinase activity. Bases 1 to 957 code for a protein of 318 amino acids. The transcript has 2 exons. The record is from RefSeq and is a predicted model, not a curated record. Lineage: Eukaryota; Fungi; Ascomycota; Pichiomycetes; Serinales; Debaryomycetaceae. Gene Ontology annotation, cellular component: cytoplasm.